This is a messenger RNA of Dermacentor albipictus, 659 nucleotides long. NCBI's taxonomy places the organism in Eukaryota, Metazoa, Arthropoda, Arachnida, Ixodida, Ixodidae. The record is from RefSeq and is a predicted model, not a curated record.
ACUUUGGCGGCCGCUUAGCGCACUUUACAAAUUGCGCCUGAACGUGUUUGUUCCUGUGCUGCGGCUGUGUAAGUGGAUGUUGGGUUCAUCGCGAGCUUCUCGUUUACGGUAGUCAUCGAGCGCGUGUAUGUUUGCUUGGUUGGUUCUAGCAGCAUCGUGUAUUUGAUGCCUUGUGACUUGCUAGAGCUGCAUCUCGGAGGAAUUCGGAGCGCCCGACGAACGGGACGGCACCGCGCUCGUCCUGGCUGGAACAAGGAGACUGCCCAUGACGAUGACUUGAGAGACAUGCCAUUGACGCCCACAAUAUGUAUGAAAGGACCAGGUCUCUUUAAGGCAGAAAUGUUCACUGUCUGUGUGGAUGGUGCUGCUAUCUUGACCACUCAGCGGGCUGCAGCUUUCAAAGUCAUGUUUCUCUUAUACUUCGUUCUUAACAUCGAGUAUCCACCUGAAGUGGCUUUGACAUUGGAGUUUGUGCAGACGGCAAUCGCAGGAAUCAACCCAGAAAGAAGCACAAAGGCACGACGAACGUCGAAGAAGCAGUAUUGUUUGUCGCCAAAAGUGGCUGCCUUGGCGAAUGCCCUGGAUAAAUACAAGUUCUAAGCUUGAGUUUGAGUUCUAAAUAAAGAGUAAAAUUUGGAAUGUCAAGCUGUUGCCUUUAA